AUGGAUUUCUUCUCCUCGAGUUUUAACGCUGAGAAGGUUUUAAAUGAAUUUGAACUACCCUUCAUCGAGUCCAAGGGUUUUAAAUCAGUUGACGAAUUUGAGCAGUACUUGCGCAGCACAAAUCCCGCAUUUGUCGCACAAUUACAAAAAGUGGAGAUUCAGGAAAACACCAAGAAAUCAACUGGACUCUCCAGGAGAGCUCGGCUAUCACAAAUGUGUGCGCAAAGGGGAAGAAACAUAACUGAAUCUGUUGAGUUGCGGAGAUGCCUCAAUAAGAAAUGGAGCGCUGUUAAUUUGUUCCAAACAAAUCAGCAAGGACCAAUGAAACGUCUGGAAGAGUGCGUGGAACAGGGUCACCCAGUACGUAUUAGUUUGCGUGGGCGAAAUAGCGUGAACUCUUCCAUUCAAGCAAAAAUUAUUGCAUUUGAUAAGCACUGGAACCUGCUGAUAAGAGAUGGUGAUGAGAGUUUCAAUCCACCAAUGAAUAUGAAACGUCGAACCACCAAAAGUAUACAUGCAGCAGGACCAUACCAGUAUUGUGAAAGCCAAUGCGAGGACAGGGAAGGUAAAACAAUAACACUAUGGCAACGUCAUCUACCGUGUUCUCUGAUACGUGGGGACGACAUUGUCUUGAUAUUUGUUUCUCCACAAAUGUCUGUUAACCGUUUUUUACGGAUACCAACAGAUAAACAGUUCAUGUGA
Messenger RNA from Brugia pahangi, 702 nucleotides. NCBI's taxonomy places the organism in Eukaryota, Metazoa, Nematoda, Chromadorea, Rhabditida, Onchocercidae. The record is from the annotation of a GenBank genome assembly.